Geodia barretti is the source of this 1318-nucleotide messenger RNA. Lineage: Eukaryota; Metazoa; Porifera; Demospongiae; Tetractinellida; Geodiidae. The record is from the annotation of a GenBank genome assembly.
GCAAGUAUGCUCGAGUAACUGGAUAGACAUGGACGUCAUGUUUGCUCCGCGAAAAGAGCCGCUGGUUCCGCCUCGUUACCGCUUGAUAUCCAGGGACCAACUCCACAAGGCCCACGUUGAGGCCGUUACUGAUGCUAAGAAGCUCCUGGAGAUGACUCCAGUUCUACUGGAGAGAGAGCCGAGAGGAGAGACUCUGAGACAUGAUGAGGAACUGGACGGGUACUGGAGCACCGCAUGGUUUUCACCAACAUCUCCAUGAACAACGACAACAGGGACAGAGAGGUGGUGGUGAGGAAGCCGACAGGAGUCCUACAGGAGGCCACAUGGGUGGAGAGGAACCGCAUGAUGCAGGUCUACUUCCCGAGCCUCGGACAGAGGAUGUGGCUGCCUCACAUGCUGACAGAGGAGGGUCUGGUGCCCGUCCUGGAGGGCGGCAGAUACAGAGACAUUCUGGACAUGGCAUGUCUUCAGUGUGAACCUGAUUCUGAAGACUAUAUCAGAGUUCAUCGCACUGUGUACGAUAGAAUUGAGGUGGAGGGAGAAUAUGACAGUCUUCGGUCCACGCGACACUUCGGAGGUCUGGUGUGGUACCUGGUUCAGCAGGAGAGGAUUGUGGGACUAGUGAAAGACUUGGUGGAGAAAUACCUGUGUUCAGAGGGAGAGGCUCUGGUUGAGCUAUAUUUACUCUGUCACCCUCACUGCUCCCUGACCAGCAGCACUGACUCCACUCCUGGCAAGAAACUGGAGGCAUUCUGUCGUCACUAUUCUCUGGGACAGCUCCUAGCACAACUUCCCACCUCCCGGACUCUGAAACAGACACAGCCCUAGCCACACAAAGCACAUCAUAGAGCACAGUGUAUAGCUAUAACAUUGUCACUGCAUGACUUAUAAUCCUUUGUCUAUGGUGUACGUUCCUCCAAACAUGUUUGCAAUAUUAACGCUGUAAACCGCACAGGGAAAACCAAGCACAGCAUCAAUAGAAAAUUUAUUAUGAACAGUUUGGUGACUUUUAUGACCGUUACAGACUAUUUGGUUAUUGUAUAGCUACUACUAUUACAGACAUGAGAUAACUGUUCACAGUGCCAUACUCUAGUUGGUAAUGGAAAAAAAUUUACUUUCUUGCAAAAAACUGGAACUCGGUUAGUGGUUAAUUUUAUUUUCUGGAUCUAUAACGAUCUGCAUGAAGUCUCCCCGAGUCUCUUCACAUUAUGCUGGUGGGGAUAAAUUAUCCCCAUCUCCAGACAUUUCUUGAGACGAGGGUCUAGACCAGAGAAUGACUGUAGAACUUCAGUGUCUGGAGCAGUGAAUGAGGGAAGAG